Messenger RNA from Spea bombifrons (plains spadefoot toad), 1523 nucleotides. Its product is annotated as steroid 21-hydroxylase. The transcript is spliced from 10 exons. Gene Ontology annotation, molecular function: iron ion binding; heme binding; steroid 17-alpha-monooxygenase activity. Gene Ontology annotation, biological process: hormone biosynthetic process; progesterone metabolic process. The record is from RefSeq and is a predicted model, not a curated record. NCBI's taxonomy places the organism in Eukaryota, Metazoa, Chordata, Amphibia, Anura, Pelobatidae. Bases 1 to 1515 code for a protein of 504 amino acids.
AUGGUCCUUGUGCUGCUGUUCCCGGUCCUUCUUCUCUUCCUCUCUUUUAUCUACUUCAAGCGAUCCCAAUUACUUCUCCGCGGAACCCCCCGGCACGGCCCGAUUUACCCUCCAUGCCCCCCCUCUUACCCAUUUGUGGGUCACUUAUUCCAUUUAGGGCACAAUGACUUACCACUUCACUUCAUGGACCUCUCCAGAAAAUACGGCCCUAUCUACCGCUUAAGCUUUUGGGGGCAAGAUGUCGUCGUAUUAAACACGGCCGCUCUGAUUCGCGAAGCGCUGGUUAAGAAGUGGGCAGACUUUGCCGGGAGACCCCCGAGUUACAUCGGUGACCUCAUCUCUCUGGGUGGGAAGGACCUUUCGUUGGGAGACAACACUCCGGUGUGGAAGGUGCAGCGACGUCUGACACACUCGUCGUUACAGAGCCGAAUACGCAGGGAUCUGGAGAGUCUGCUGUAUGGAGAGGCCAGAAGAUUAUGUGAUGAUUUAAUGAACAAAAAGGGUGACCCGGUGGAGAUUUCGGAGGAGUUCUCCCUGCGCACGUGCAGGGUUAUCGCGGAGCUGACCUUCGGCACCAGGUACGAGCUGUCAGACCCCUCAUUCUCUGAAAUCCACCGCUGCGUUGUCCAGAUCAUAAAGUUAUGGGAAUCUCCAUCCGUGACGGUGCUGGACUUCAUACCCAUCCUGCGGAAGUUCCCAAACAGAACCCUGGCUCUUCUCCUGAAGACUGCGGAGCGGAGAGAUUCCUUCGUGAAGAACCAACUGGAGAGACACAAGUCUCGACAGGAAUCUAGCGCAUCUGAGGGAGAUAUUCUGGACACAAUGAUCCGCUUCUUCAUGGAGAAAUCCAAAGAUGACAGCAAUGGGGUGGCAGAACUUUCCGAAGGUCACCUACAUAUGUCUGUAGUAGAUUUAUUUAUCGGCGGCACAGAGACCACGGCUUCUUUAUUGACAUGGACGGUGGCCUUUCUCAUCCACCACCCCGAGGCGCAAGAGAAAAUUUAUGGAGAGAUUAUGGGAGCCGUGGGACCUGAUAGAUACCCCUCAUAUUCAGAGCGUAGCUCUUUGCCCUAUCUUAAUGCCACCAUCUCUGAGAUGCUCAGACUGCGCCCAGUGGUACCCCUAGCCGUGCCACACUGCGCUACAAGAGACAGCAGCAUCGCUGGAUACUCUAUUCCUAAGGGGACAAUUGUUAUUCCAAAUAUUUUUGCUGCUCAUCACGAGCCAACCGUUUGGGACGAUCCGACACAAUUCUCCCCAGAACGUUUCUUGGCCCAGUCGGAAGCCCCCCCGAGCCCCAGGGCUCUGCUGCCGUUCAGCGCGGGCGCGCGGCUCUGUAUCGGGGAAACCCUGGCAAGAAUGGAAAUAUUUAUCUUCCUCUCCCACCUGCUGAGGGAUUUCCGCCUCUCACCCGUCUCGCCCGAGCGGCUCCCAGACCUCAAAGGGGUCUUUGGCAUCAACCUCAAGUGUCUGCCCUUUCGCGUCCGUCUCUUGCCCCGCAGCGACCUCCUUUGAGGUUUGAC